AUGAUAACAUGCACAAAAUCAGAAAGAGUCUAUUUUGAUAGUGAUGUUGAUUCGUCCCUUCCAUCACGGUCACAACAAUAUCUGAGGGCUCAUUUUCCAGGACUCUCAAAUUUGUCACAGAUAUCUGGAGAAGAGGCAACAGUGUGCACAAUCAAUUCCUCCCCGUUUAAAGAUUUUGAAGCAUUCAUGACAAAAUGUUCAUUUGUAGGUGGGGUUGUUAACCGUCAAAUCAAAGGAACGGAGUGUUUGGACCAGCCCGAGAUUGCAGUCUGGGCUUGGA
Entrophospora sp. SA101 is the source of this 280-nucleotide messenger RNA. The record is from the annotation of a GenBank genome assembly. Lineage: Eukaryota; Fungi; Glomeromycota; Glomeromycetes; Entrophosporales; Entrophosporaceae.